AUGACAAGCCAUCACCCUUCUCCCCCGAUGCAAAUGCAGAUGCAUCAUGGGCCACCAGGUCCAGCGCGGGCCCCCGUCCCGCCACAGUCCUUCUCGUCCUCGCGCCAGGUGCUCCUCCAGCAGACCGAGGGGAUCUGGAUUCAAUUAGGUGGCCUUGCUGAACAGAUGGGUAACCUUGACGACGCGAUGGCUUCGUACGAGCGCGCCAUUCGAACCAAUCCCAACUCGAUCCCAGCCAUGAACGCCAUGAGCUCAGUCCUGAGAACACGCGAGGACUUCCCCAAGGCCGCCGAAUAUCUGAAUGCCAUUCUCAAGCUGGACGAAAGGAACGGAGACGCGUGGGGUUGUCUCGGACAUUGCUACUUGAUGAUGGACGACUUGCAGCAAGCCUACAACGCCUACCAAACUGCCCUCGUCCACCUCCCAAACCCAAAGGAACCCCGGCUCUGGUACGGCAUUGGCAUCCUCUACGACAGGUAUGGUUCGCUGGACCACGCCGAGGACGCAUUUGCCGAGGUCAUGAAGAUGCAGCCAGACUUUGACAAAGCCCACGAGAUCUACUUUCGACUAGGCAUCAUUUACAAACAGCAGCAAAAGUACAACGAGUCACUCGAGUGUUUCAAGUACAUCGUGAACUCGCCGCCGACGCCGCUCACAGAAGAAGAUAUCUGGUUUCAGAUUGGCCACGUUCAUGAGCAACAGAAAGAUUUUGAAAAUGCGAAGGUGGCUUACCACCGCGUCCUCGAACGUGACCCCAACCACGCCAAGGUUCUGCAACAGUUGGGCUGGCUCCAUCAUACGCAGAGCCAGCAUUUUGACAGCCAGGAGCGAGCUAUUGAAUACCUGGAGAAGUCGGUCGCAGCUGAUAACUCUGAUGCCCAAAGCUGGUACCUUCUCGGCCGCUGUUACAUGCAAAUGCAGAAGUACCCCAAGGCCUAUGAAGCAUACCAACAAGCUGUGUACCGCGAUGGCCGGAACCCCACGUUCUGGUGCUCCAUUGGUGUUCUGUAUUAUCAGAUCAACCAGUAUCGUGAUGCACUUGAUGCUUACUCGCGUGCAAUCCGCCUCAAUCCAUGGAUUUCGGAAGUGUGGUAUGACCUCGGCACCUUGUAUGAGUCGUGCAACAACCAAAUCGCCGAUGCCCUCGACGCGUACCAACGCGCGGCUGAACUGGACCCUUCGAACCCCCAUAUCAAAACCCGACUGCAGCUGCUCCGCAACGGACAAACCAGUGGCGCCGCGCCGGGCCCCACUGAUGUCCAUCCCCAGGCUUACCAAGCGGCUGGCGCCGUUGGUCCCCCGGGACCGCAAUGGGCCGGCUCAGGCUCCGGCGCGCCGCCGCAGCAGCAACAGGCGAUGGCUAAUGGCGGUGCUCCAGGCCCUGGGCCAAACUCGUGGGCGGGGAGGAUCUCUGAUAUAAACCCUCCACCACAGCCCCGGAACCCCUACGCAGCCGAUCGUGAGCCGUUUCGCGGGCAAGCUGGGCCCGGUCAACGACCACCCAGCCCCCAACCAGAGCAGCAAAUGAGGCCUUAUCAGGACGCCAACAGGGUACCGGAGCAACUCAGACGGGGCCCAUCGCCUCCACCCCCAGCUCACUACGCAGCUCCUCCACCUCCACCGCAACCGCAGCAGCAACAACAGGUCCAGCAGACCCAACAACCCCGUCAGCCUCCCCCGGGAUCGCAACCUCCUCGUAUUAGGAACCCGAACUACGGCGGACACACCCCUGUCGCCGUGCUUCAGCCCAGCUCAGGACCUGGCCCGAGUGGGAACUCGGCGAAUCCCCUGAUGCCGUAUCGCAACCCCAGCCCUCGGAAUGACGGGCGCCCCCCUAUGCACGAAAACCGUAUGCCGUCGCCUAAAUCAGCCUACCCUCAGCACCAGCCGCCGUACUCGGCCCAUCCCGAUCAAGCAGGUCCCCAUGGCCCUGAGCCUGGUGUACCUCUUCCGCCGCAGCCCGGUAUGCCCGCUGAUGCUGCUCUUCACCGGGAACACGACCCUCGCCCACCUUCGGUUGGCCCAAAGAGGAUGCGCGAGUGGGAGGAUGAUCGGGAAGCGAAGAAGCCGUCGACUGAAGAAACCCGGGCGCGCAUGGAAGAUAUCCGCCACCGCCGCCCAUCCACCUCGCCGCGCCUUGAGCCAUACCGGCGUAAUUCAUCGGAGGUUAGGCGUUUUGAUGAGCGUCGCAUGGAGGAUGCUCGCCGGGCUGAAGAGCAACGUCGGGCGGACGACAUGCGUCGCGCCGACGAACAACGUCAUGGCAACGAAGGGUACCACCCGUCUGAAGCUGCCCACCACCCUCAGUCGCACUCGGUUUCUGCUCAUCUACCGCCUAUGCAACAAGGCCCGUCGUCCAUGCAGGGCCUCAUGCAUGAAGCCCCCGGGCCCCAGGCUGGGCCAGCUAAGAAAGAAUACCCGCCCGGGCCUGAGGAGAGGCGGAUGGAACUCCCUCCCGCUGCCCAUCCCCCCAUUGCCAGUGAGCCUGAGAGGGCUGCCCGCACAAUGGAUGUGGAUGAAAACUAUGACGACAGUGGGGAGGAAGACAAGAAAGCGGCCAUUGCUUCGGGCCCUGCUCCUGGUUCGGCUUCCGCGGCGGCGGCCGAGAUUAAGAAUGGAACGUCCACGACUACAACUAUAAAUGGCAACUAA
This is a messenger RNA of Chaetomium globosum CBS 148.51, 2652 nucleotides long. RefSeq lists its product as uncharacterized. Gene Ontology annotation, biological process: regulation of gene expression. Lineage: Eukaryota; Fungi; Ascomycota; Sordariomycetes; Sordariales; Chaetomiaceae. The record is from RefSeq and is a predicted model, not a curated record. The transcript has 8 exons. Gene Ontology annotation, molecular function: protein binding; chromatin DNA binding; RNA polymerase II cis-regulatory region sequence-specific DNA binding. The coding region runs from base 1 to 2652 and encodes 883 amino acids.